AAGCCUAUUUGCAUCUGUUCACCAAUUUCUUGCAGCUUCUAUCUACUUGGUAGAUUGAGUACAGCGUACUUGAAUGUAAAUAAGGUUUUGAGUAUUUACAGUAAUGUCUAAGCCAAGUUUUAAUUCAGCAAUGGCUUGUGUAGGUCUGAUAUGAUAUUCCUUGAUUAUGUUUUCAGUGAAGGCCUUCCCCAAGGAUCAUCCAAGAAAGCCUUGUAGGCUCACCUCCUUCUUGGGUUACAAAGCUGGGAUGACUCACAUUGUUAGAGAGGUUGAAAAACCUGGUUCAAAGCUACACAAGAAGGAAACAUGUGAAGCUGUGACUAUCAUUGAGACACCUCCAAUGGUGGUUGUUGGUGUGGUUGGUUAUGUGAAGACACCCCGUGGUCUGCGUUCUCUAAGCACUGUGUGGGCUCAGCAUCUGAGCGAAGAAGUGAGGAGGAGGUUCUACAAGAACUGGGCCAAGUCAAAGAAGAAGGCUUUCACCAGAUACUCAAAGAAACAUGAAACUGAAGAAGGCAAAAAAGACAUUCAAAGUCAGUUGGAGAAGAUGAAGAAGUACUGCACUGUCAUCAGAGUUCUUGCUCACACCCAGAUAAGGAAAAUGAAAGGUCUGAAGCAGAAGAAGGCACAUCUGAGUGAGAUUCAGAUUAAUGGUGGAGAUAUAGCGAAGAAGGUUGACUAUGCCUGCAGCUUAUUCGAGAAGCAAGUCCCUAUAGAUGCUAUCUUCCAGAAAGAUGAGAUGAUUGACAUAAUUGGUGUUACAAAAGGAAAAGGUUACGAAGGUGUGGUUACAAGAUGGGGUGUGACCCGUCUUCCAAGGAAGACUCAUCGUGGGCUUCGCAAGGUGGCUUGUAUUGGAGCUUGGCAUCCAGCUAGAGUCUCCUACACGGUGGCUAGAGCUGGUCAAAAUGGGUACCACCACCGUACUGAGAUGAACAAGAAAAUUUAUCGGGUUGGGAAGGUUGGCCAGGAGACUCACUUAGCCAUGACUGAGUUCGACAGAACUGUGAAGGAUAUCACACCGAUGGGAGGAUUUCCACACUAUGGGAUAGUAAAGGAAGAUUAUUUGAUGAUCAAGGGAGGUUGCGUAGGGCCUAAGAAACGUGUGGUGACAUUGAGACAAACUUUGUUGAAGCAGACGUCUAGGGUUGCUACAGAGGAGAUCAAGCUUAAGUUCAUUGACGCGUCUUCCAAUCAUGGACACGGUCACUUCCAGACUUCUGAAGAGAAAGCCAAGUUUUAUGGAAGAGCAGCCAUCAAAGCUUAGAUAUUUUUAUUUUUCAAAAACUUUUGUUUUGUUUUCAAUUAUUAUCUUGCUUUUCGAGUUUUGACGGUUGGUUGACUUUUCCCUUAUUUUGGGUAUUAUAAAAGUUUACGAUUUAUAUUAUAAAGGUUUUUAUUUCAA
Camelina sativa (false flax) is the source of this 1405-nucleotide messenger RNA. NCBI's taxonomy places the organism in Eukaryota, Viridiplantae, Streptophyta, Magnoliopsida, Brassicales, Brassicaceae. The record is from RefSeq and is a predicted model, not a curated record.